Sitophilus oryzae (rice weevil) is the source of this 1021-nucleotide messenger RNA. RefSeq names its product pre-mRNA-splicing factor ISY1 homolog. Gene Ontology annotation, cellular component: post-spliceosomal complex; post-mRNA release spliceosomal complex; Prp19 complex. The transcript is spliced from 5 exons. NCBI's taxonomy places the organism in Eukaryota, Metazoa, Arthropoda, Insecta, Coleoptera, Curculionidae. Gene Ontology annotation, biological process: generation of catalytic spliceosome for second transesterification step; mRNA 3'-splice site recognition. The record is from RefSeq and is a predicted model, not a curated record. The coding region runs from base 135 to 941 and encodes 268 amino acids.
AAAUUAUGCCUGUUAUUAUUUAACAAGAAUGAGAGACGAACAAACAGUAACCCUAGGCCUGUAAAUCAAAUGUAAAUAAAGUACCUGUUUACAAAAAAAGUACUGAAUUAAAAUAUUACAGAAAUUAAUUAAAUAUGGCUCGAAAUGCGGAGAAGGCUAUGACUACACUGGCCCGUUGGAGAGCUGCCCAACUGGGAGAGAAUGAAAAAGUUAAAAAGCGACGGCCCUAUCUCGCAUCGGAAUGCAAAAGCCUCUAUGCCUGCGAGAAAUGGAGACUGCAGAUUAUCAGAGAGAUUGCGAAAAAGGUGGCCCAGAUUCAGAACGCCGGCCUGGGCGAGUUCCGAAUUCGUGACUUGAACGACGAAAUCAACAAACUGUUAAGAGAAAAGCGACAUUGGGAGGACCAAAUUAAGGAAUUGGGCGGACCAGACUAUCAAAAGGUAGGACCUCGAAUGUUGGACCAUGAAGGUAAAGAGGUUCCAGGCAACAGGGGCUACAAAUACUUUGGAGCAGCAAAGGAACUACCAGGUGUAAGAGAAUUGUUCGAACAAGAACCUCCACCACCUCCCAGAAAAACACGGGCAGAACUGAUGAAAGAUAUUGAUGCAGAUUACUAUGGUUAUAUGGAUGACGAUGAUGGCAUUUUAAUACCUUUAGAAAUCAAAGCUGAAAAGAUAGCUCUGCAAAAGGUGGACGCCGAAUGGAAAUCUAAAAAAGAACAAGCAAUGGAAACAGAUACCCCAGAAGAGGAAUACGAAGAAGAGAAUAUCUAUAAAGUCCAUGAUUCUGACGAAGAGCAAGAAAAAGAAAUUGUUGAUGGUUCCCAACAAAGAUUCGUUGCACAUGUCCCAGUGCCAUCACAACAAGACAUCGAACAAGCACUUUUAAGGAGAAGGAAACAAGAAUUGAUGGAAAAGUACGGAAUACCCUCGGAACAAUAAAGCAAAUUAUAUUUUUAAGUUAAAACGUUUUUAAUUGUAUUUACACAGUUCAUAAAUUAUUAAUAAAAAAAAAAUUAAAU